Molecule: messenger RNA, 381 nt
Organism: Sinocyclocheilus rhinocerous
Lineage: Eukaryota; Metazoa; Chordata; Actinopteri; Cypriniformes; Cyprinidae
Product: major histocompatibility complex class I-related gene protein-like
Exons: 2
Biological process (GO): immune response
Cellular component (GO): external side of plasma membrane
Source: RefSeq, a predicted model, not a curated record
AAAAGACAGUUGUGCUUGAGUAUUGUGAAGAGAGAAGAAGCUGGUGCACUGAAUCUAUCAAAAACAGAAAUAUGCAGUUUGUAAUACUACUGGUCGUCUGCCUUCAUAUUGCUAGUGGAGCAAUCCACAGCUGGAAAGCCUAUUACACUGGAACAACUGGGUUGAGUGAGUUUCCAGAGUUUGUGGCACUGAAUCUCAUUGAUGAUCAGUUAAUGGGAUAUUUUGACAGCAAAACCAACCGCUUUAAGAGCCAGUUCAAAUGGAUGGAAGACAAUCUUGGGAAAGAUUAUGAUGUGCAAGAGACUAACACUCUUCAGGGCCAUGCUACAACAUUCCCAGUCAAUGUUAGAACGGUAAUGGAACGCUUCAACCAAACCCAAG